AUGAUCUCAGGUAUCGGUGAGGGAAUCGCUCGCAAUUUCGCAAGCAAGGGCUGCAAUGUGGUCAUCAACUAUACCUCCGCAUUUUCCGAGGCCGCAGCAACAGAACUCGCCAGUGAUUUGAGCAAAGCCUUCGCGGUUCAGGCCCUUCCUAUUAAAGCCGAUAUAUCCUCACGUGCAGAAUGCGAUCGAAUCAUUCAGGUCGCCAAAGAAAGAUUUACAAACCCCGAUUCCAAACGCUUUCAAAUCGAUAUAUUGAUUCAUAAUGCUGCGAUUUGCUUUCUUGGCCCGGUGGAAACAGUCAAAGAACACGAAUUCCACCGGAUAUAUGAAGUGAAUGUUCUUGGACCAAUCCUUCUGAUGGGUGCUUGCAAGCCGUAUCUCCCGACCGACCGCAGCGGUCGCAUAGUCCUAUUAUCAAGCAUCAAUUCCAAGGUGGGGACAGAAGACACGACUCUCUACUCAGGGACGAAGGGGGCCAUAGAGGCCAUGACCCGUGUCUGGGCCCGUGAGCUUGCUGAAAACGCGACUGUAAAUUGUGUCAACCCGGGCGCUGUUGCUACGGGGCAGUAUCUGGCAGCAGCGGAUUAUAUCAAAGAGUCGAUUGCUAGAUGGAAUCCCCUAACACCAUUGUCACCCAUACGAGGUGAUCUUGACACCCCGGAACUGGUGGCGCAUGGAGAAAAGUUUGGUGGUCGCCCAGCUUAUAUUGAAGAAAUUGCGGGAAUUAUUGCAACGAUUUGUAAUCCGGAGUUUGGAUGGUCCACUGGAGGUAUCAUAUCAGCUAACGGAGGUCUAUCUUUCAGUAUUUGA
Penicillium verhagenii is the source of this 810-nucleotide messenger RNA. Its product is annotated as SDR family NAD(P)-dependent oxidoreductase. The record is from RefSeq and is a predicted model, not a curated record. The transcript has a single exon. NCBI's taxonomy places the organism in Eukaryota, Fungi, Ascomycota, Eurotiomycetes, Eurotiales, Aspergillaceae. Bases 1 to 810 code for a protein of 269 amino acids. Gene Ontology annotation, molecular function: oxidoreductase activity, acting on the CH-OH group of donors, NAD or NADP as acceptor.